AGAUUCUUUCUCUUCACGCACACGCAGCAGCAGAAGCGACGCAACGCUAACCCAAUUUAAUACGCGAGGAGAAGAGAUUUCCCCAUUCCUUGGCUUUCUCCUCGCUCGUCCCGCGAGCGCGCGCCCCCAAUUCGCCCGCUUGAUCGCGCCGAGCUCAUUUGCCGGCGUCGAAUUCGCACUCUGCAGCUUUGAUUUGCCCCCAAUCUCAGCCGAUUUCCACCUCCUAUUCGUACAGUUUUUUUUGUUCGAUUUAUUGUUGUAGUGGCAAGCAGAACACCAAAUUCGUCGACUUCAUCUCGCCGGGAUCAAAAUCUUGGUAUCGGAUUCUGUGCUCCACCACGCCUUCGACCCCCAAUCCCGUCUGGUUCCAUCUCGGAAUUGUCACUCCGAACCGUUGGACAAUUUGUGGUAGCUACAAGGAGUUGUGAGUUUGCGCGCUUCGAGCUUGUCGGAGGCAAACCGGAUUCCGGCGGCCAUGUCGCUGUCCGCGAUUUCCCUGUACACCAGUCCACCGGGUGCGGUCUACUCUUCCGAGUUCGACCCGAGCUCCCGUGGUUCGUCGCCGUGCACUACCGCUGCGCCGCCACCGCCGGCCGCCUCCCACCGCUUGCCUGCCGGCGGCGGUGGCCUCUCUUGCCUCUUCUCGUCGCCGGCCGCGGCGGCUGCGCCGCCCCGCACUCCGGCUCACGACGAGCUCGGUGUGCUGUGGCACGACAGAUCCGACGACCUGAGUGUCGGCGGCGCGGGCAGCUGCUCCUACUCCCACUCGUCCUCACCGCUCAAGUGGCGGGACCUGCACCACCACCACCACCACCACAGCCCCGUGUCGGUGUUUCAGGGGCCAUCCUCCUCGUCGCCGUCCCGGAGCCCACCGGCUUCUUGGCUCGCUGGUCGCGACCGCGACCGCCUCUUCGCUGGCUUCGUGCGCAACGCGCUCGGCUCCUGCGUUGACUACGCACCGGCCGCCAGCCCUCGGCCGGAGGUCGGGGCCGGCGAGCUCGCGUUUGAGCUCGAUGAGAACCUCGCGGAGGCAAGCCCAGCCUGCGAGCCGUACGCCCGAGAGCUGCUCGCCAGUGCCCAGGAUCGCCACCGCAUCUUCCACGAGGAGCUCGUCGUGAAGGCCUUCUUGGAGGCCGAGAAGGCUCACCGUGGCCAGACGCGGGCGAGUGGCGAUCCAUACUUGCAACAUUGUGUGGAGACAGCCGUCCUACUGGCCAAGAUCGGCGCAAACGCAACGGUUGUAUCAGCUGGGCUUCUGCAUGACACCAUUGAUGAUUCGUUCAUUGACUAUGAUCACAUCUUCCACAUGUUUGGCGCUGGGGUUGCUGAUCUCGUGGAAGGGGUUUCCAAGUUGAGCCAUCUGAGCAAACUUGCUCGGGAUAACAACACAGCAAGCAGAACUGUUGAGGCAGACCGCUUGCAUACAAUGCUUCUUGCAAUGGCAGAUGCACGAGCUGUCCUAAUAAAGCUUGCAGAUCGCUUGCAUAACAUGGAGACCUUAGAAGCUUUGCCAUUGACCAAACAACAAAGAUUUGCCAAAGAGACCAAGGAGAUUUUUGUGCCUUUGGCUAAUCGAUUAGGGAUUGCUAGCUGGAAGGACCAGCUGGAAAAUCUUUGUUUCAAGUAUUUGAAUCCAGAAGAGCACAAGGAGUUGUCAUCCAAACUUACAGAGUCCUUUGAUGAAGAACUAAUUACAUCUGCUGUGGAUAAACUAGAUAAAGGUCUGAGAGAUGCUGGUGUAUCAUAUCACAAUCUUUCUGGGAGGCACAAGAGCCUAUACAGUAUUCAUUCAAAGAUGCAAAAGAAGAACUUGACAAUGGAGGAGAUACAUGAUAUCCAUGGCCUGCGUCUCGUGGUUGAGAAGGAAGAAGAUUGCUACGGAGCACUUACUGUUGUUCAUAAAUUGUGGCCUCAAGUUCCUGGAAGAUUCAAGGAUUACAUAUCACGUCCAAAAUUAAAUGGGUAUCGAUCAUUGCACACCGUUGUCAUGAGUGAUGGCAUUCACCCAUUCGAAGUCCAAAUUCGCACAAAGGAGAUGCAUCUGCAGGCUGAGUAUGGAUUCGCGGCGCAUUGGAGGUACAAGGAAGGUACCUGCAGACACUCCUUUGUGCUCCAAAUGGUGGAAUGGGCAAGAUGGGUUCUUACGUGGCAAUGUGAAGCAAUGAACAAGGAACGGACCACGUCACUUGGCAGUAGUGAUACCGUGAGGCCACCUUGCCCGUUUCCCCUGCAUUCGGAGGACUGCCCUUACUCUUAUACCCACCAAUGCAACCAUGACGGACCCAUAUUUGUCAUCCUGCUGGAGCACGACAAGAUGUCUGUCCAAGAAUUCCCUGCAAACUCAACUGUGAUGGAUCUUAUGGACCGUGUCGGCGCCAACAGCUCAAGGUGGAGCCCCUACAGCAUUCCCAUGAAGGAAGACCUGCGGCCAAGGGUGAACCAUGAGCCCAUAAACGACCCGAACCGGAAGCUGAGCAUGGGGGACGUGGUGGAGCUGACUCCGGCCCUGCCUCACAAGUCCCUCAGUGGGUACCGGGAAGAGAUCCAGCGCAUGUACGACCGUGGCGGCUUCGCCCUUGCCACCCGGGGCGGUGGCUCGAGGCGCUGCUGACAGUAGCAAUGCAAUGUUAACCUGUUGCUGCAUCACCAAUUCAUCAAUGUACCAUUCAAAUUCGUUGUAAAUAUGUAAUAGACUAGUAGUAGGUCCUGCAGCCGGGCGGGUUCCGAAAUUUGUGGCUGGGCUGUGGUGGAUUUGCACCCUGCCUGGGACCCCGGAGGGCUGCAGCGUGUAAGUAAGAGUAGAACGCUGUGUAAAAGCUGUUCAAGUUCGUUUCAGCUUCUCCCAAGAUCUGUGGAGGGAAUGUCGUGGCUUCA
Panicum hallii is the source of this 2874-nucleotide messenger RNA. RefSeq names its product probable GTP diphosphokinase RSH3, chloroplastic. The transcript has 6 exons. Gene Ontology annotation, biological process: guanosine tetraphosphate metabolic process. The record is from RefSeq and is a predicted model, not a curated record. Bases 476 to 2611 code for a protein of 711 amino acids. NCBI's taxonomy places the organism in Eukaryota, Viridiplantae, Streptophyta, Magnoliopsida, Poales, Poaceae. Gene Ontology annotation, cellular component: chloroplast.